AUGUAUGUCCCGAUCUUGAACAGUAAGGAAAAAGCUCGAGAGCUGGUUGAUGUCGUUCGGGAACAGACUGAUGCUCCUAUAGGGGUCUGUAUAAAUACUGUAUCAAUCAUCUUGAGUGCUUUACUGCGAGAUUUGCCCGAUAUAUAUGGUCUUCGUGUUAUAAAAAGUGCUUUGGAAAAAGACUAUAUAAUCGACGUGGAAAAUUGCCAUGAUGCGAGGGUAUUGGAACAGGUCAUUGUCAGUUUAACAAGUUAUAUUGAGGAUAAAGGUCAGAAGAAAGCUGAUGUUGGAGUACUCAUGAAACGUUUUCGUCGGGAUGAUUAUAUCUUCAUUGAGCAGCUCGUUUCACUUUACCAAAUAGAGCUAAAGAAAUCAGUACGCAUCGAGCUGCUAACGACAUUCCACUCACUUUGCUUGUUGGACCGAUCAGUCAUAACAAUACUACUUUGUGGACAGUUGCCGGUUUUGCUAGUAUUACAAAAUAAUUUCUCUUUACCACUUACUGAACUUGAUAUAUUAUCUUUGCAGUUGCUUUCUGUAUUAUUUUCAACUGGUGAAAAAUUUCCUACGUCACAUUAUGAUGCUUUGAAUUUAGAAUUUCUAACAAAGAUAGUCUCGAUAGUAAAAGAUUGCACAGAUGCUUUCCAGUUUAUUUUGUCAUUCAAUUCCCAUUUCGAGUCAAAUGAAAAUACUGUUAUUCAGACUUUGCAUAAAAAUGCCCCAGUUACAUUUGGUCAAUUACUCACAAUACAGUUGAACCGGUGUAGAGCUGAUAAUAAAGAUUUGCGUGCAGUUAAAUUGUUGAUGAACAUUUUUUGUGUGUCAGAUGACCUCAUUUCGGUUCUUUUUUAUGAUAACGAUUUGAAAGUCCUUUAUGGGAUAUUAUGCCAGGAUCUGAUCGACACAAACCAAUCACAGAAAAUGGCAAUGAUACUGCAGAUAAUGAAAAAUAUGGAAGUGAUAAGACGGUGUGAAUUCACUCAAGAAGUAUAUACCUCAGUAAAAUCUUUUCUUUUGACUCGUGAAACACAAGUUGAGUUGAGACACAGUGCGGAAUCACUUCUGCAACGGGUCACCGAACAACAGAGAAAUUUACCCUUUCCAUUGUAA
Molecule: messenger RNA, 1110 nt
Organism: Brugia malayi
Lineage: Eukaryota; Metazoa; Nematoda; Chromadorea; Rhabditida; Onchocercidae
Exons: 6
Coding region: 1-1110 (369 amino acids)
Biological process (GO): endocytosis
Molecular function (GO): Arp2/3 complex binding
Source: RefSeq, a predicted model, not a curated record